This is a messenger RNA of Propithecus coquereli (Coquerel's sifaka), 1641 nucleotides long. It is a transcript of the gene ARSL, whose product is annotated as arylsulfatase E (chondrodysplasia punctata 1). The transcript is spliced from 9 exons. The record is from RefSeq and is a predicted model, not a curated record. Lineage: Eukaryota; Metazoa; Chordata; Mammalia; Primates; Indriidae. Bases 1 to 1641 code for a protein of 546 amino acids. Gene Ontology annotation, molecular function: arylsulfatase activity.
AUGUUACAUCUGGACCACUCUUGCUUGUAUUUCAGGAGCUGUCUGGCUGCGACCCUGGGUGUGCUGCUGAGUUUGACGCCUGCCACUUGCAGAGACAUACCUGGCUCCCGGCCCAACAUGCUUCUGCUGAUGGCAGACGACCUUGGCAUUGGAGACGUCGGCUGCUAUGGCAACAGCACCAUAAGGACUCCAAAUAUCGACCGCCUUGCGGAAGACGGAGUGAUGCUGACCCAGCACAUCUCUGCCGCGUCGGUGUGCACGCCAAGCAGAGCUGCUUUCCUCACCGGCAGGUACCCUGUUCGAUCAGGAAAAUGGCAUCUGGGUCUCAACUGUGAAUCCUCCUGGGACCACUGCCACCACCCGCUCCGCCACGGGUUUGGGCAUUUCUACGGCAUGCCCUUCUCCAUGAUGGGCGACUGUGCCCGCUGGGAGCUGUCCGAGAAGCGCGUGGCCCUGGAGCGCGAGCUCAGCCUCUGCCUCCACGCCGUGGCCUCGGCCGCCCUCAUGCUGGCGGCGGGGAAGCUCACCCGCCUGAUUCGCCUCCCGUGGACGCCGGUCAUCUGGUCAGCCGUCGCGGCCAUCCUCCUCUUCACAGCCACGCGGCUCCUGGGGACUCUGAUCGUGCACGCGGACUGCUUCCUGAUGAGGGACCACUCCAUCAUGGAGCAGCCCAUGCGCUUGCCAAGAACGACCUCCCUUCUUCUGCAUGAGGUCGCGUCCUUUCUCAAAAGAAAUAAGCAGAGACCUUUCCUUCUCCUUGUCUCGUUUCUACAUGUGCACACUCCCCUCGUCACUACCGAGCACUUCCUUGGAAAAAGUCUCCACGGGCUGUACGGGGAUAAUGUGGAGGAGAUGGAUUGGAUGGUGGGACAGAUCCUCGACACGUUGGACAAGGAAGGUUUGACCAACAACACCCUUGUUUAUUUCACGUCAGACAACGGGGGGUCCUUAGAGUCUCAACACGGAAACCACCAGUACGGUGGCUGGAACGGGAUAUACAAAGGCGGCAAAGGCAUGGGCGGCUGGGAAGGCGGGAUCCGCGUGCCGGGGAUAUUCCGCUGGCCCGGGGUGCUGCCGGCCGGCCGGGUCGUCGCCGAGCCCACCAGCCUGAUGGACGUGUUCCCCACCGUGGUGCAGCUGGGGGGCGGCCAGGUGCCCCAGGACAGAGUGAUCGACGGCUGGGACCUGCUGCCCUUGCUGCUGGGGACAGCCCAGCACUCGGACCACGAGUUCCUGCUGCACUACUGCGAGACAGCUCUGCACGCUGCCCGCUGGCACCAACGGGACAGAGGAAGAGUCUGGAAAGUCCACUACACGACUCCGGAGUUCCAGCCAGCGGGAGCCAGCGCCUGCUACGGGAGAGGAGUCUGCCCGUGCUUCGGGGAGGAAGUGACCCAUCACCAUCCACCUUUGCUCUUUGAUCUCUCCAGAGACCCUUCCGAGAGCCACGUCCUCACGCCAGCCACGGAGCCCUUGUUCUACGAGGUGGUGGGCAGAGUCCAGCAGGCGGUGGAGGCGCAGCAGCGGGCGCUCCGCCCGGCCCCUCUGCAGCUGGACACGCCACACAACACCUGGAAACCCUGGCUCCAGCCCUGCUGUGGGCCUUUCCCCCUGUGCUGGUGCCACGGGGAGGAUGACUGA